Messenger RNA from Phasianus colchicus (ring-necked pheasant), 1940 nucleotides. It is a transcript of the gene RGS19, whose product is annotated as regulator of G protein signaling 19. Lineage: Eukaryota; Metazoa; Chordata; Aves; Galliformes; Phasianidae. The record is from RefSeq and is a predicted model, not a curated record.
CACUCCGCUCCCAGCAGUCCCACGCACCCACAGAGCAGGGGUGCCUCCAGCUCCUUCCCUUCCCAGGGCAUUUGGGGAAAGCCUCAGUGGGAGAGCAGAGGUGGAGCAUUUCCCCCCUUGUGCCCCCAUAGCACAGUGAUGGUCUGGGUUCAGGAUGCUGGGGGUGAUGCUGGUGCUGGGUGUCAGUGCUUCGUGCUGCUUGGGGGUGCACAGUGCUGAGUGCUGGAGAAAGGCACUGGGUUCAGGAUGCUGGUGUAGGGGGUCCCAGUGCCCUGUGCUGGCACAGGAUGCCUGCAUCGGGGUGCCAGUGCUGGAUGCUGCUACAGGGCUCCGGGUGUGAGAUAUCAGUAUGGGGUGUGCAGUGAUGGGUUACAAAGGUGCUGGGUGCACAGGAUCCUGUACCUGGUGCAGGAUGCAGCUCGGGUUCGGGUGCUGGUACCGGUGCUGGCCGCACACACCGGACAGCGGCUGUAGGUGCCGGUGUAGGGCACGGGUGUGUGCGUGUGUGUGUGUGUGUGUGUGUGUGUGUGUGUUUUGACGUGAGGAAGUGCCAAAGCUGCAAUUGCUUUAGGAAGUCAAUCGCAGGGGCCGGGGGACGCGUGCGCAGUGCAGCCGCUCCGCUCCGCUCCGCUCCCGCUGCCUCUCCCUCUCCCUCCGGUGCCGAACCCGGGGGCAGCGCACGGGCGGCGGCCGUGGGCACGGGGCAGCGGACGGCGCUGCUCGACGGCGCGGAUGCCCGACCCGCUCCAGCCGUGUGGCUGCAGGGACGCUAACCGGGCUGCUCGGGUCACCCGCGGCCUGGGAGCAGCAGCGAGCAGCAGAAGAGCCCCUGGAGCACGACCCACCAACGGCCACCGUGUAUGAGGCUGGGACGCAGUACGCAGGACCUGCGUCCGCAGAGCCACCCCUUCCGAUGUCCCGGCAUGAGACUUCUCCGACAACGGUGCAACCCGCCAGCAACCACCGCCCCAACGCCUGCUGCUUCUGCUGGUGCUGCUGCUGCAGUUGUUCAUGGAACGAGGACCGGGAGCGAGCGUGGAGGGCAUCCCGGGAGACCAAACUGGAGACCAUCCCAAACUGUGAAGCGUGCUCCAAACCCACCACGGAGGAGGUGCGGGGCUGGGCGCAGUCCUUUGACAAGCUGAUGAAGAGCCCAGCUGGUCGCAACGUCUUCCGGGAGUUCUUGAGGACUGAGUACAGUGAGGAGAACAUGCUCUUCUGGCUGGCGUGCGAGGAGCUCAAAACCGAGUGCAACAAACACACCAUCGAUGAGAAGGCCAGGACCAUCUAUGAGGACUACAUCUCCAUCCUCUCGCCCAAGGAGGUGAGCCUGGACUCGCGGGUGCGGGAGGUGAUCAACAGGAAGAUGCAGGAGCCGUCCUCGCACACAUUCGACGACGCUCAGCUCCAGAUCUACACGCUGAUGCACAGAGACUCCUACCCUCGCUUCCUGAACUCUGCCAUAUACAAAUCGCUGCUCCAGAACGUCUCCCGCUCCUCCUCGGAGUCCUAAAGGCCGUGGGGACACCGGCGGGGGACGCGGCACCAGGAAGGGGGUGGGGAGGGGUGGGGGAGGCACGGCCCGGCUCUUCUUCACCCCCCCGUUUUUAGCUUUUUACCUGUGAGCCCUCGGUCUCAGGGCCACCCCCAGGGCCGUCCCCGGGGUGGGGGCACCGCGGCGGCUCAACUUGGGCUCGUACUACUGAACCCCGUCCCGACCGGAGGCAGCAGGGGGUGCCGAGGGCUCAGUGCCCACCCCCCACCCCCCCCGGCUGCACCGCACCCACUUUCGAAGAGGUCACUUUAUCCCUUCUCCAUCGCACCUGGGGAUGCAGCACAUCCCCAAUUCCCACCUGAGACCCCUUUGGGGGACUUGUUUUGUUCUGUGGGUUGUUUGGUUGUUGUUUUUUUUGGGGGGGAGGGGGUAGGGAGGAGGUCAA